Branchiostoma floridae (Florida lancelet) is the source of this 3101-nucleotide messenger RNA. Its product is annotated as vitamin D3 hydroxylase-associated protein-like. NCBI's taxonomy places the organism in Eukaryota, Metazoa, Chordata, Leptocardii, Amphioxiformes, Branchiostomatidae. The coding region runs from base 384 to 2138 and encodes 584 amino acids. The transcript is spliced from 16 exons. The record is from RefSeq and is a predicted model, not a curated record. Gene Ontology annotation, biological process: fatty acid catabolic process. Gene Ontology annotation, molecular function: amidase activity; fatty acid amide hydrolase activity.
UGGUGGGAGUGUGGGUUGUGAUAUUGGUGUGGAUAUCGAUAGUGGUGGGUGUGUACAGGGUACCGGUUUUUCUUAUCGUACCUGCCCGGAAAAAAACACAAGCAUUUUCGUAACUUGAAAAUCUAACCAUUUUCAGCUUUUCUCACACACUAUCAACACAGCAAAUAUAAAACCAAUCCAUCCAGCCGUACUUGAGUUAUCUUGUACACAGCUGUCGGACAAACAAAGGCUACUGAAAAUAUAACCUCCACUAAUAUUUCACGGAGUUAAUUAUUAAUUAUAAGUGACCUUUACCAGCCAAAGUACAACGACCGAACACCUGUGCAUUCUGCAGACUUGAUCUUUCCCCCUCUCUCUCUACGUGUCUCACCCUCCUUAGAAUCAUGUCGGAUUUUGUUGUAGACUUCUGCUGGGAUGUUUUGGAAGAUUCCCGCUUACCGUUGGUUUUCUGUACCACGUUGGUCGGUGUCCUGACCGUCUAUGUGGGACGUAAGUUCUACACAAGGCAACAGUACAAGCGGAAAGUCCAGAGGAAGAACGAAGAAAGGCAAAAGGCUCUUCAAGACGUCUUGAAAUCCUUAGAUACUGAUGAUAAGGACAUAUCGGACAUAAAUGAGAUCUUGACCCUGACCUUGCCUCAGCUCACACAGCAGCUGAAAGAUGGACAGCUGUCAGCUGUACAGGUGCUACAGGCAUACCAGAAGAAGGCUCUUGCAGUACACGGUGGUAUAAACUGUAUCACUGAACCCAUCCCGAACGCACUCGCGAGAGCCCAGGAAUUAGACAGCACCGAUCAAAAGUCGGGUCUACUGUAUGGAGUCCCCGUGUCAAUCAAAGACAACAUCAAUAUCAAGGGGAUGGCGAAUACCCUGGGUCUAGUGAAGUACCUGGAAAACUACGCCGAGGAAGACUCUGUUAUCGUCCGUGUGUUGAAGAAACAAGGGGCGGUGCCUUUUGUGAAGACCAACGUGCCUCAGCUACUGUUCGAUAUUGGAUGCGGAAACCCGUUGUUUGGUACGACGCUGAACCCACGUGACCCCACCCGUAGUCCUGGCGGGUCGUCAGGAGGAGAGGCGGCGCUGAUUGGUGGAGGAGGAUCCAUCCUCGGCAUCGGUAAUGACGUAGGCGGCAGCAUCCGCAUUCCCGCGCACUUCUGCGGAAUCUGCGGCUUCAAACCUACUGCUAACAGGCUGAGCAAAAAGGGGUACUUCACUGCUGCCCCGGGUCAACAAGGACUGGUCAGUACGUGUGGUCCGAUGGCCCGAGACGUGGACAGUCUGGUGCUGGUGAUGAAGGCUCUACUGGUACCGGACAUGUUCCAACUGGACCCUCUGGUGCCGCCUAUACCAUUCAGACACGAGAUAUAUAUAUCGAAGAGGCCCCUGAAGAUUGGCUACUUUCUAGACUGGGAGCUGGCCUUGGCUGCACCAGCUCUUACAAGGGCAGUGAAGGUCACCAAGGAGGCACUGGAGAAAGCUGGGCACAAUCUUGUGCUAUUCCAGCCUCCAAAAAGUGACCACGCUUUCCAGGACAUCAUUCCUAAAUGUCUUCUGGCUGAUGGCGGGGAAACUAUCCGUAGCCGUAUGUCUGGUGAAAUGGCGGACCCACGUCUGAAAGCCAUGAUGCCUUAUCUAACGAUGUCGUACUUCUGGCGAAAGGUUGUUGGAUUCUUACUGAAACCAAUCUCGCCUCGGGUAUCAAGGGGGAUGUCUCACCGCCUUCUUCGGACCAUAUAUGACCUGUGGCAAAGACUAGUGGAGCGAGAGGAAUACGUAAGGGAGUUCUUGUCGACUUGGGAAGAAGCCGAUAUCGAUGUUCUUCUGUGCCCUGCAUUUCCAAUACCUGCUUUUAAAUACAAAGGAACACGUGCGAUACCGGAAACUACAUACUACACAAAUAUCUUCAACCUCCUGAACUUUCCCGCCGGCGUGGUCCCUGUUACUAAGGUAACGGAGGAAGACGACAGGCUGCUGGAUGACAUCAUCGGAUCUAAGAAGGACCCGUUUGACAGAAAUGUUUUGAAGGUUGCCAAAGGUGCAGUUGACAUGCCGGUCGCCGUGCAGUGUGUGGCGCUGCCGUGGCAGGAGGAGGCCUGCCUCAGGCUCAUGAAGGAAGUGGAGACUGUCUGUAAAAUGUAAACUUUAAUCAUCAUCACACCAAAAAGCAGUUACUCAAGCAACAGGAUAUGAUUUUGGAACUUUGGGAAUCCGAAAUUGUCUUUGACCUUGUCUUACCUUGUUCCUUAUUGGACGUCCGAAUUAUCUUCAUCUAUUUUGCAUUCAUAGGUAGGAUAUAAAAAACAGUUUCUUCUUCAUCUUGAGUGCCCUCAAUCUUUGUCGUAGAUUAUUACGGCACUUUUGGAUGGGCGCAUUAGCCGGUGCAGGCUGACACUAAGAAAAUCCUGUGCAAUACUCUAUUAAUCCGUAAUCGUAGUCCAAAGUCCGUACCAGGUCAAAGUCCGUGGGACCCGCCGAAUAGUGUCAUACAGUGUUAGGGUAAGCAGGAGGCACGAGACACGAAAGUUUCUUCCAUUGUCAUUGACUAAAGAUAGUGGAUACUGUCUAAAACGUCUAACAUGUCGACAGUUUAAAGGUCAUAGUCAGUUGCUUGAGUAACUUUUUGAUGUAACCUUAGUCUUAUUACCUGGAUGUCUAACCUUCAUCGAAGUUUGAUCGUUAUCAUUAACAUCAACAUUUAAAGAAACACCAUGUUAUGAUUUUUUUCUCUUUUGUUUUACUUUUUUGCUUUAUUAUAAUCUACAUGUAAUACCGUACCUAUCUCAUAGAGCUUUGAUAGAAAGUAACGAUCCAUUUGGUAUACCAGAGAAUAUUCCGGAUAAAUGAAUUAUGGGUAAAGCAGGCAGCAAGCGACAUAUUUCUAUGGUAACGGGUACUGUACGGUCCGGGGUAUGUCGUCAUGGCAACUAUUUUCUCACCCCAUUCUUUACCCAUAGUGCUCCGUUUUUACCAACAUACAAAGGGAUCUGGAAUACGAAUAUGAUAUAUUAGACAAAAAAUGACUACCAUAUUUUGUUUUAGGUGAUAUUAUAUUUACAAUUAUUAGAAGUUUAAAUAAGCAUCUAUAAGUUUCAAUAUUUUUUU